Molecule: messenger RNA, 3601 nt
Organism: Nomia melanderi (Alkali bee)
Lineage: Eukaryota; Metazoa; Arthropoda; Insecta; Hymenoptera; Halictidae
Product: sodium- and chloride-dependent glycine transporter 2
Biological process (GO): sodium ion transmembrane transport; amino acid import across plasma membrane; nitrogen compound transport
Cellular component (GO): plasma membrane
Molecular function (GO): glycine transmembrane transporter activity; amino acid:sodium symporter activity
Source: RefSeq, a predicted model, not a curated record
AGCAACUCAGACGAUCGCGGACGCGAUUUCGAAGACGACGAGGCCACCGACGCCACGUCAAAGUUCCGUGUGCUCCCAUCCGCCAAUACUCUCUACGCGGCAACCAGCCAUGCCAGAUGCUAAAGAAAGAACGCCAAAGGCCACCGUGAUAAUUCAUACGAUGCGAAUAUGACGUGGACCGUGUUAUUGGCAGGCGAAAAGGGUUUCACUCGGGGUCGGCGGUGCCAUGGUGGAGCUGCCGCAGGAUCCGAAACGGGGUAGCUGGGCCAACCCUAUUGAGUUUGUUCUAUCCUGCAUCGGGUAUGCUGUUGGCAUCGGGAAUGUUUGGCGUUUCCCUUACCUUGUAUAUCGUAAUGGCGGCGGCGCUUUCUUACUACCUUUCAUUGCAAUAUUGAUAGUAAUGGGCUUGCCAAUAUUUUUUCUGGAACUUGCAAUUGGACAGUAUUCAGGUCUCGGUCCUACCGAAGCUUUCACACGCAUGGCGCCGGCGUUUCAAGGUACGGGCUACUGCACCCUCGUCGUUAUUUUGUGGGUGCUAGUCUAUUACAUGGUGAUCGUGGCGUGGACUAUCUUCUACAUUUUCGCCUCGUUCAUGCCGAAACUUAGCUGGGCCUACUGUGACAACGAUUUCAAUACGAACAAUUGUUACAGCGGCCUUCAACAAAUAGAGUGCCAGAAGAAGGAUCCAAACACGAUAUUCUACAACAAGACCUGCAUGGACGUCGCUGAGGUCUGCAGAAGUUUUGGUUUCAAUGAUGGCGGCAAUGUCACCUUUUGCUCCAAUGGUACCCGCACCGAACGUCUCCGAGACCUUUACACCCAGGUGCUUUCUUCCGAGGAAUAUUUCAACGACUACGUCCUGGGCUUGCGCGGAGUCAGUUGGGAAAAUUUCGGAGCCAUAAGAUGGGAGUUGGUAGGAUGUCUCAGCCUAGCCUGGAUAAUCUGCUACCUGUGCCUGAUGCGUGGUGUCCAGUCCGUCGGAAAGGUUGUCUACUUCACCGCCCUUUUCCCUUACGUCAUGCUCAUAGCGCUACUGAUACGAGGUGUCACUCUAGAGGGUGCCAAGGAGGGUGGUAUCUGGUUCAUCACUCCCCGUUGGUCAACACUGGAGAAAGCUAAUGUGUGGGCGGAUGCUGCCUCUCAAGUGUUUUAUUCUCUCGGCAUUGGAUGCGGGUCACUAAUCACGCUCUCUAGUUACAAUAAUUUCAGUCACAAUUGUCACAGAGAUGCAAUCUUCGUGACUCUUACGAAUCUGCUUACUUCGAUAUUCGCCGGUUUCGUGAUAUUCUCUAUCAUGGGAUUCCUUGCUCACGAGAUGCAGAUGCCGAUCGACAAGGUACUUCAAAGUGGCGCAGGACUGGCUUUCGUCGCAUACCCUGAAGCUGUGGUUCGGAUGCCGUUACCCAAUCUCUGGGCUGUUCUGUUCUUCUUUAUGCUAUUCAUUCUUGGAAUCGGUAGCCAAUUCGCAGGCGUGCAGGCGAUAAACACCACCAUAUUGGACCUGCGACCAGAUUUACGAAAACACGAGAGCUACGUGGUGCUCGGGAUAUGCGUCACUUGCUGGCUCCUCGCUCUGCCGAUGGUGUUCGGCGGCGGUAUUUACCUGUUCACGCUGAUGGACUGGAACACCGCUUCUUGGGCGAUACUAUUGAUCGGCAUCGCGGAGGUCGGGACGGUGGCGUGGUGUUACGGCUGCAACAAAUUCCUGCGUAACAUUGCCGAAAUGCAAAUGCGGUUCGGCCGUUUGCUCCGCGGCUAUUGGUGGCUCAGCUGGGUCGUGCUCGCGCCUAUCACCUGUCUGGGGGUGUUCGUGUAUCAAAUAUGUACGUACGAGUUCGGUUAUUAUGGCACGUACAUAUUCCCUGACUGGGCGAACGCGAUUGGAAUACUGAUCGGCCUGUCGACCAUCGCCCCGUUGCCAUUCUUUUUCAUCCAGCGGCUGUGGAAAGGACCGAGGGAUCGCAGUUUGUUCCGACCUAUGAAGACGUGGGGGCCAGCCAUGGAAAGGAAUAACGGCGAUGACACCCCAUCGACGGCGUCCAUCACGGUGGUGGGGACGUCUGGGGACCAACCGAACUUACCGGACACUUUGUAACUUGUUUCUCUUUAUGCUUCACCAUUCUAGUCAUCUCGUUUCGAAAGCUGAUCCUAAUCUAGCAAACUGACUGCUACAUUAGUCGUAUUCUGCGAGUGAUACAAUUUCUGAGGUUAAAUGAAGGAAUUAGUUUUUACGAUGGAGUAUUUUAGAAAAUUUAUUUAACACUAGAACUACCGAGCAUUUAAUACAAUAGUUAUCUAAUCCCUAUAAAAAUUGUAAUAAUAGAUUGUUUUCCGUUUCUUUGGGUAUUUGUUAUAAUAUUUAAUUGAAACUAGUUAUUUUCAAGAUCAUUUCGAAUAUUCAAUGCUUUUAAGGUAUCAAUCAUUGCUAGACAAAAAAAUCUACCGUUAAGUGGUAGUUCUAGUGUUAAUUGGAGUUUAUGGUGCUUCGAUGACAUUUAUAUAAACUUGACGUUUUUACAGAUAAAUUUACGAACAUCAAAACUAAACGCAAAUUUCCUUAGUUUGUUACUACUAAUCAUAUCGCGAUGGAUUAAAUGAUUGGUUUCAAAAUAUGAUUUAACGCUUUGCUCUAUUAUUUAUUUCUUAACUAUGAUCGAUACAAUUACUUUAUUGUUAAUGAUUUAUUAUAAAAAGAAAAAAUUAUAUUUAAUUAAAAAAUGUCUAAGGUUAUUUUAAAGGUUAACGGUUGAUAAUAUUAAAGUAAUAUUUAAUUUAUAUUUAAAAAAUAUAAAUAACACUGAUUUCUCAAAUUCAUUUUAAAAUUUUCGUUAGGAGGCUGAUAUGAUAUUAUAGGUCAAGGUAUUAUAAUUCUACGUUUUUUUCGUUUAACUUUUAUUUAAUUUUAUAUCAAUUCCUAUAUCAUCGGAUUAAUCAGUGUUUCAAUUUUUGUCUUUCUCAUUGUUUCUGUCUUCACUAAGGAAAAUUUACCAUCUAAUUUGUUUAGUUUCAUUUUGUAACCAAUUAUUUGUCUGGUUAUGGUAGGAAUUGGUACAUACAAACUUACGGUACGUUUAGUGUUAAACCUUCUGAAGGUUUAGCUCUAUUUUCACAUUCUGCAUGUUUGGUGUUUUUUGUUUCUCGUCGAAAAUUUUAAAGAAUUUAUUUGUAUCUUUUAUGUAAGAUAAUAUUUUCUACGCUCGACAGUGAUCAUUAUACUACGGAUUUUAUGUAUUUAUUGUACUUGUAAAUAUAUAAAAUAUAAUAAGAUAAAUAUUUUGAUUAAGACGUAAUAGAUAUAUUCCCUAGGAAAAAUUUUAAGGAGUAUGAGGUAAAUAAAAAUGAAAGAUGUAACGGAGUUUGUCCUUUAACCUUAUCGUUUUGAAAUUUUUAUGGGAAGUACCAUAUGUCUACUUUUACAAAAUAAAUAGAGUUGAAAAAUUUGCAUUUGGAUAAAGAUCCGUGGUUUAAUGAUGACAUGUAGAUUUUCAGUGAUAAACAUUACUGUGAUGAACGUGACGUAGAGGUAUGUGUUCUUUGUUUUUAAAUUUAUUGUAGACGGUGUAAUUAUUAAAAAAAGUCUAUAAAACACGUGUUUUUUUAU